Anguilla anguilla (European eel) is the source of this 2623-nucleotide messenger RNA. RefSeq names its product guanine nucleotide-binding protein G(I)/G(S)/G(O) subunit gamma-T2-like. Gene Ontology annotation, molecular function: G-protein beta-subunit binding. The record is from RefSeq and is a predicted model, not a curated record. Gene Ontology annotation, cellular component: heterotrimeric G-protein complex. Lineage: Eukaryota; Metazoa; Chordata; Actinopteri; Anguilliformes; Anguillidae. The transcript is spliced from 3 exons. The coding region runs from base 2037 to 2246 and encodes 69 amino acids. Gene Ontology annotation, biological process: G protein-coupled receptor signaling pathway.
AAUUGUAAAGCGCUUUGGAUAAAAGCGCUAUAUAAAUGCAGUCCAUUUACCAAAAUGUGUUUUUCAUCAGUUGUACUUUGUUUGGAUAAAGGCACCUGCUAAAAGUUACAUUUUGGGUGUUUUCACUGCUGUUAAACUUAGGAUAGGGUAAUUUUUUAACCUGGACAAUAGGUAGUUUUCCUUCCUGAUGCCUGACGGUUGGAGUUAAAGGCCACUUACGCGUUCUCGGCUCGCGCUGUCCUUACUGAUCAGGCACGUACCCUAAAGAGCUCGGCGGCUAAUCGCAGAUCUGCGAUUUUGUUCGGGAGCGAGUGACGCUCGCGGCAGGUGGACACGGUGCGGUUGCCAGGCUCUUUCAUGGCACCUUAAUGGCGCUCGGCGUGGUUCCCCGGGGGUAAACAGAGUGACAGGGGCUCAGUUCUUAAUCCCAGAGAUGAGGACGGCGGCAAAAGGAUCUGAAAUGGGAUUAAUAGAUGACGCAAUCGAUUCAAGGAGAUUGUCUUUGGAUAAGUGUGCCAGUUGGAUGAGGUGCUUAAUUUGGAGGUGGUCUAAAAUUUGCUAUAAAAAAAACCACAAGGAAAUCAGCAAUAUGCUUCCAAUCCCAAACACAUAUAUGUUUAUAUAAACAAAUACUUUGUAUAAUUUUGGACAGCUAUAGAGGAAGCAUCAUAAAUCUUAUAUUGAUUUCUGCUGCUCAGAUCUUCAAACUGCUUCCAGGAAAAAUCAUUGCUCCAGUUUUCUUUUUUCCAGCUUUGGGCUUUUGUUUUAUGGUCCCUUCCAGCACUUUCUUUCUCUUUGCUGUUCUCACCGCCUCUGUUUCUCUUCACCUUCAGCCUGUCAUCUUUCCCCAGUGUCCAUCCUGUGUAAGGGAGGAGGAUCUAUUAUUCGAUUUUCAUCACUUCUGUUAAAUCUUGGUUUUUGCACAGUCCCGGGGCCUCGUUUAUGAAAUGGACUCGCAAUCAAAUUGUAUCUUAAGUUUAUUACACAGAAAACCAUGACUGAGUAGUUAUUUAUAAAAUCCCACUUUGAUGUGGAUAUGGUAAUAUUUCUCUGUAAAGUUUACACUAAACACAAGUUAAUUACCUGCUGGUUUUAUGGAGGUACUGCAUGCCUGAGGGCUGUGCACGAGUCCUGAAGUGGGCUGUGUGUGUGUUUUAAGAAUAACGUUUAUUGAUAAUCCGUUUUAGGGAGGUAGAGUGCAAUAACCAUGAUCAAUCCCAGGUCUGUUUUAUAUAAGACAUGAUGUCUAGGAAGUAGUGUGUUACAUGAGAACUAUUUUUCAGACAUGGCUGAUGAUGAUGAUGAUGAUUAUGGUGUUGUUGUUGUUGCUGUUAUUCUGAUUGUUUUUUGUCGUUGCUGUGUUGUUGUUUGGUAUUGUUGCGGUUGUUGUUGUUUGUUGUUAUUGUUGCUGUUGUUAUUUGGUAUUGUUGUGGUUGUUGUUGUUUUUUGUUGUGGGGGUGGUGGCCUGUGAGGUCCAUAAAGGGGAGAACAGCGUACACAUAUACAGGCCAGACCCAGGAUGCUAAACCCACACAGUCUCUGAUCCCACUGUACCGCUCAUUCAUUUGCUUAAAACUUUUAGAAGUAGCAUCAUCACAUUAGCUUAAUACAUCGCUUUGGGUAGGGGCAUCUUGGCACUGCCCAUCGGCACAGAUGGAGCUUACCUGGGACCCAUGUUACCUUGGCAUGGGAAAGCUACUUUGGAGGUAUGAGGAGGGGGAGGGGUAGUUUUCCUUUAGCAGCCUGCCUCCUCUGCUCUCUCUCUCUCUCUCUCCAAGUUUUAAUGUGAUUUAAUUGUGACAUUUGGCCAGCUAAGUACCUUGAUUGCUUAAUCUGAUCAGGGGGUUUGGUGACAUCCGCCCCCUCCCCUCCAUUCCCCACCACACCCCGCCCCUCGGCCAUCUGGUGGGGUACGUCAAGAGCCUAGGGCCUGAGGGAGCCGGCACAGAACCUGGAAGGAGUUCCAUUGAACCCCCCGAGAGAGCAGCCUCGCAGAUUUGUCUGACCAUCUUGGACCCCCCAUCUAACAGGGCAAGAUGGCGCGGGACAUGUCUGAUAAGGACCUCCUGAAGAUGGAGCUCGAUCAGCUGAAGGUGGAGGUAAAAACUGAGAGGGAACCGCUGUCAAAGACGGCCAAAGCGAUUGUAGAAUGGGUUGACAGCCAUUCUCCCGAAGACCCCCUCAUCAAAGGAGUGUCGGAAGAUAAGAACCCCUACAAGGAGAAGAGCGGCUGUGAAAUAAGCUAGACUGGGGGGUGGGGGUGGGGGGGUGCAGAUGGCCCACGGGCUGGAACAAAUCCGGACUGGUUCAGUCAAACACAGUCCUAAAGAGAGGAGAAUGGGAGCAGGGUAGUUAUGUGAGGCUGUGUUACUAUAGCUGUGUGUAAAUGCGUAAUCCCACAAGGUUAGAGAUCUUUUUUUAUUCCCCACACACUGCCCCUACUCCAAAGAUGCGAUGUGAUAGGACGCUGAAGAUAGCGGGGCCAGGCUCAGGACCCACCCCCACACGAGAAAAAGUGCAGCAGACCGCUUGAUCCGAAACAGAGUUGACCGCACAGUCUGGUCCCUUGUUCUAAUUCAACCUGUGGGACAGAGAACUCCAGAUGUUUUUCAACUCAUCUCAU